Messenger RNA from Oryzias latipes (Japanese medaka), 3947 nucleotides. It is a transcript of the gene chadla, whose product is annotated as chondroadherin-like a. NCBI's taxonomy places the organism in Eukaryota, Metazoa, Chordata, Actinopteri, Beloniformes, Adrianichthyidae. The record is from RefSeq and is a predicted model, not a curated record. Gene Ontology annotation, cellular component: plasma membrane. Gene Ontology annotation, molecular function: protein binding.
ACCCAUUUACAUUCAAACUUUUAUUUUGUUGGCCCAUUCUGAUGUUAUGGGGUUGGUGGUUUAAAGUUUCUUUAGAGCCAGCCAGUAGUUGUUUUUUGUUUUUUUCACUAGGCCACAAUUUAUAAAAAUCAAAUUUUCCAUGGGAGCAGGUUAAUAAACAUAGCAAAUUUUAAAAUAAAAAGGUUGAUAAUGCCAAAAGUUAAUGCAUUUUUUUGCUAUGAAUGUUUUUUUUAAUUUUCUAGCCAUAUGUCUGGAAAUGUUCAGCCACUGUGAAAAUUAGCAGGGCAGGCUAGGAUCAGAGGUCACCUCCAAAGAAUUUACCAGAGCCUUGUUGUUUGACCUGCUGGAGUGGGAAUGUCCCCUAGAAGAAGAUGACCUGGAUGAGAAGAUGUUUUGUUUUUUUUUUUUACUUGGGAAGCUCUCCAAGUAGGACAAACUGCUGAAGGUAAACUGAUUUAAAUUGUGAUUCUUUUAACUAUUUUACAUUGGAGAAUUUAAAAAAAUAUUCAGCAUUCUGUAAACGGAUUGUUUUUCCCUUCAUUAUUUUUUUUCCACAUGUUUACCCCUCAGAUGCUGCUCCUUUCUGCUGUGGCGCUCCUACUCCUUUUAACUCUCAGUUCACCCGUUAAAACUGGAAAAUGUCCUAAAGACUGCAGCUGUGACAACACCAAACUUUCAGUGGUCUGUGUUGGUAAAAAGCUCACUGAGAUCCCGUCUGCAGAUGAGAUCACGGUGAAACUCGAUCUGAGAAAUAACAACCUCCAAAUUUUACCAAGGGGGGCUUUUCUGCACACACCAUACCUCACCCAUCUCAACCUGCAGCGCUGCAAUGUUAUCAAGGUAAAGGAGGGCGCCUUCCAUGCUCUUGGCCGACUGGUCUUCCUCAACCUGGCCUACAACAAAAUUGACUUUCUUUACCAGGUAAGAUCCCAAAACAUAGACCUUUUUAUUUCUUGGUUUAGAACUGACUAAUCCUAAUCUCUCCAGGAGUCCUUUGAUGGCCUCUCAUCCCUAAAGGAGCUGCAUCUGGACCAUAACCGUAUAGAGGAGAUCCAACCUGGAGCUUUCUCACAGCUUGGCCACCUCAACAUGCUGGCUCUGAACCACAACCAGCUGGUUUACAUCCCCAACUUGGUCUUCCAGGGCUUGCAAAGCAUCAAAUUGCUUCGGAUGGGCCACAACUCCCUGAACAACCUGGCUCCUGAAGCAUUUGCUGGUCUGUACACUCUCAGCCGGCUCAGCCUGGAUCACAACGAGUUGCAGUUCUUUCCCACACAAGCCAUGAUGAGACUCACUGAAGUCACACAUCUGGAUAUGAGCUACAACACCAUGACCUACCUCGGUGAAGAGGCUGUCACCAUGAGGAAACUCAGACACCUCCUUCUCCGUCACAUGUCCCUUCAGGAUUUAUCUGAGCAGGCUUUCUCCAAAGCCCCCUUCCUUUCCCAUGUGGACCUUAGCCUCAACCAGCUUCGUUACAUGGAGCCCCUCUCUGGUCCCGAAAAGUUAGACAUCCUAAACCUAACUGGCAACCCAAUCUACUGUAACUGUUACUUAAAGCCUCUCAAAGAGUGGGCGACCGCCAAAGGUGUGAAGCUGCUGGGCGCCUGCACUGAACCCCCACAUCUGUCUGAGGAGCUGCUGCAGGAAGUGACCUCUUCGGAUCUACGCUGUCAUGGUGGGAGUCAAAGCCUGGGUGAGAAGGAGGAAGAGGAGGAGCAGAAUAAGGAGGAAAACAAAGGAAACAUCACAGCCACAGCCAAGCCCAAGCAGAGAGUCAAAUGUCCUUCUAACUGUAAAUGUGAUAUUGAAACACAUCAUGCUACAUGUGAAGGCCAGGGUCACACCAAAGUUCCCAGAGGCUUCCCAGCAAAGACGCAGCUCCUUGAACUCCGUGGAAACCACUUCCACUACCUUCCAGCCCUCAGCUUUCCAGGCACUGGGAAAUUAGUUUCUCUUCACUUAGAGUCGUGUGGAAUCCAUGAAAUUGAAGGUGGUGCCUUCCAGGGAAUGAACAGCCUGCUUUAUUUGUAUCUCUCUGACAACAACCUCACAUUGUUGGAUCCAAAGAUCUUUGCUGGAAUCCAAAAUCUCACCUAUCUCCACCUGGAAGGGAACCAGCUGACACAGUUCCCUGGAUCCGCUCUCUCUCUUUUACCAAAUUUGUUUGUGUUACACCUGGAGCGUAACAAUAUUUCCAAACUAGAGCCUUCCGGUUUGCUAUCUUCUGUAACUCCCACUGAACUGUCCUUGAGUAAUAACAGCACAAAUGUGAUGGCCAGAGGUGCUCUCACCUCUGCUUCCAUUGGAUGUCUUUACCUGGAUUCCAACCGGCUGACUGAGGUGCCGACUUCCGCUCUAACCAAAACCCCAAACUUGGAGGAGCUCAGCUUAUCUCAAAAUCCUAUUUUGAGGGUUGGACGAAAGGCAUUCCAGCCCAUAUCCCAAAGUCUGAAAAGGCUUUAUAUGGAUCAUAUGGGAAUGGAAAAGAUGUCUGAAGAUGCAUUGCAGGACCUGGGCUCAGCUCUUAGACAUCUGACUGUGAGGGGAAACCAGCUGAAGGAGCUGCCUGACCUGAGACCACUUACAGGCCUGGAAGGGGUGGACCUGCGAGACAACCCUCUGCUGUGCGACUGUGCUUUGCUGCCCCUACGCAGGUGGAUGGAGAGUGUGAGAUUUGAAGUUACAGCGACUUGCGGUAACCCUCCUGACCUCAGAGGUCAGCAAGUCAGAGACAUUAAUGUCUUCGCAUCCUGCUCAGAAAACGCCUCCAUUAAGCAGGAGGGCAGCAGGGAGCCGAAACUUUCUACAAUAACCAAACCAGGUUCUUUGAAGCCCCCCAAAGUGAAAACUAGACCUGCGAAGUCGAAACUAAGCAAAUCAUCUAAGAAAAGGUUACAAAAAAAAUCUGGGACUCCAAAAAAGACCAUGAACAAGAUGGCAUUAUAAUAAAAUGAAUCAUGUUUUGGUGGUUUCUUUACAAAGAGUUUUGUUUGGGAAAAAGUUCAACUUUUUUGUUUUUUUAUUAAAACUGCUUCAUACAACAUGUUGUGUGCACUAUCUUCAUAUUUUGUAGGCAAAGCUACUCUAAACAACAGAAUACAACUUUUCAAAAAAUAUUAAAAGUCACAAAAUAUAUAAGUUUAUUGAUCCUGUUGGCCUCCUGUCCGGCCUUCGCGGAUUCGGAUGGUUCAGGACGUCCAAAAAUGAAAUGUGCAGUUGGGGAAACGAAAAGACACAAGAGUUUGCAUGAAUUCUCAAACCUUUUGCAAAAACGGAGAGUUGGAAAAACAUGACCUGUUAGGCUCUGUGGCUGUCCGCUCUCUCUGUCCUCAAGGCAAAAAGGCGUUUUUUAUUAUUAAGUAAGGGAAGAUGAAAACAUACAAAAUACGUCAGUAGAAUGGUGUGUUUCUGUCUAGUCUGCAUUGCAGCUGUUAUGGCUCCAUAAACACUCCAGUACAGAAAGAAAGCAGAGACUGCAAGUCAAAAACAGGCCUACUGGUGACCUCGUCACAUAUUAUCUGCUACUGAGGGCAGGAAUCAAGCAUAUUUGUGCAGUACAAUAUACAUGCAAAAAUAGAAUCCAUUAUAAUAACAAGAAAAUACAACAUAUAAUAGAACCCCUGUAAUGCAUAUUUAAAAGAACAUAGAAAAUAUUAUGGAACCCCUGUUCACCUCAACAAUCGUCAAACAUUAAAGUGUCUGUCAAUUAUUUUAUUUUCAAAUAAUAAAUAGCACGGAACACAAAAAGUAGGCCUGUAAGUUAACUUAGCAUUAAAUCAUUUACGGCAGGAUGCUAAUAAUUUUUAAAACCCGUUAUAUUCACCGUUUUGAUGAAUGAAGAAGUUCCUGUUUUUAAAUUUUUCUUUUUAAAGAAAUUGUUAAGCUGCAAAAAUGUAGUUAACCUGUUUAGUAGAUAGAAUUCUAACAAUAUUCGAAUUGAACGU